Pocillopora meandrina is the source of this 4365-nucleotide messenger RNA. Lineage: Eukaryota; Metazoa; Cnidaria; Anthozoa; Scleractinia; Pocilloporidae. The record is from the annotation of a GenBank genome assembly.
AUGUUUCCUGUUCUGACAAACAUCGCUGAAGUCUGCUUGUCAAUGCCUGUAUCUAAUGCAUGGCCGGAAUGAGGUUGUAGUGCUCUGAAACACAUCAAGACACAGCUGAGGAACAGGCUGAAUGUGGAUAUGCUUCAGUCUCUCCUAAUGAUAACCAUCAAUGGUCUGAAGGCUGGAACCUCUGAAUGUGAAUCCCUUGUCACAGCUGCAGUGGAGAAGUGGUAAGCGCAGAAGAAGAGGCGAAAAAUGCCCAAAGCCAGGGUGUGAUCAACCCCUGUUGCAACUUCUUCUACCACAAAAAUGGCACAGAAUGAUACAGUGAUUGAGACAGCUAAUGCUGGUGUGCAAACACACCUGUCCUAGGCCAGUGAUAAGGUCAAUGCCAGAGAAUUAGAGGUCCACAUUGCUAGUGCAGCCCUGAACCUAACUGAUGAUAAUGCUUUGAGCCAAGGAAAAGCAGACUUUGAUUGUGAUAGUGAUAGUGGCUUUGACGAUGUGGACGAUACUUUACUUUUACAACUGACUCUGGGUUAAUGGUUUAAUUAGAUUGAUCUUGUUCGUAACGUAUGUUCUUUCAAAGGUCUCUAUGUCCUGAGUUCUCAAUUAUUUGAAACAAAUCCCACAUCAUCAUCAAUCAUGAAAAUGAACUAAAGAAAUUUUAUUUAAUGUAACAUCCCUAACAAUCAAGGUGUUUAUAUGAGUGAGCAAAUUAAUCUGAUGAUAAACUUUUAAAACAUGUGUUUUGUUGCAAUAUAACUCAAUGUGAAUAUUAAAAAUUUACUUUUAAAACAUACCCCAGAUUGCAGGAAAUGGCAUCUAACCAAGUGUUCAUUUUCAAAUUUUUCCAGGAGGAGCAUACUCCCAGACCCUCCUAGUUUAAGGGGUGCUUCAUGCCCCAAAACACAUGCUACACAUGUGAAACAAUGACUAUGUAUUAAACAAGUCCUCAAAGUCUACUUAACCUGGAUAUGACCUACUUUAGAAUAUGGUGCUCAGAUGUAGCACAACAUUCCUGCCUUCCUCUCUGUUUAGCUGCAAUCAGUUCAGAAAAGAGCCCUGGCUAUAAUAUAUCCAUCCCUUAGCUGUGCAGACGCUCUUAGUUUGGUCCAAACUACAUGCCUCUCAAUGGGGAAGAGUCAGUUAUGCAUGAAAUACAUACAAAAGUUGCACAAUAUUAGUCACCUAAAUCACUUUUUAUUACCUAGUAGCAGAGGUCACAAUCAUGACUGCAAUCUCAGGGAAAAGACAACCAGUAAUAGCAAAGCACAUAGCAACUGGAACAUAUGGCACACAAAGCAUUCUGGUUACCCAUGUAGUGGGUAAAUGCUAAAAGUAGUGUUAUAUACAUAUGGCAUUGUUAAACAGAGUAAAAAUAUUUCAGCUUGUAUUUCAUCCCUGUAAUUCUUGGUUUUUCUUUUAACUGUAAUGGUGAUUAAUAAACAUUUUUCAUUUUAUCAUUCAUUUUAUUUAUUGUGUUAUCAAUUGCAUAUAGUAAUUAAUACAACAGAAUAGUAAUUUAAGAUUAAUCAUUGUAAAUCAUUGUCUUUGAAAAGCCUCCUUUGGGGAAAGUCAAUAAAGUAUGUUGUAUACUCCAUCUCCCCUGCCUAUUCCUAUUUGUCCCCUUCAAAACCAUUUUAGAAAAAUUGUCCUCAUAGGUCUGAGAGCUAGCUCAAAGCUGCAGUGUCAAUUAAAAAUUGCCAAAACAUUACAUUACAUUGUUUGCAUUUUCAUAAAAGGUUGCAAUAUCUACACAUAUUUCCUCCAGAUAUUUCAGAGAGCCCACUCCUGCUAAUGAGGUUUUCAUACCAAAAGACACUGAAAAAAACUGUUGGCAACCAAAGUGAGCACAAUUUCCACCCUGUGAUAGUGUCACAAGUAAAGAUCUGAAAAAAGAAAAACCUCUGGAACAACACCAAUAUCAACACUAAUAGUAAUUUUAAAAAAAGGAACACAGUAUACUAAGCAAAAUGAAAAGACAUUGAAAGUAUAUAAAUGCUUCAAAAUGAAAGAAUAAUAAACUCUAAAAAGAAAGUGGAUUUAUCCACUCAUGUGGAUCCAAGUCAUCAGCAAUUAGAAAGACAGCAAUUUCAGGUUGCAGCCAGGAUCAUAAAGGUUGAACGAGUCCUACUGAUGAUGUAGAGGAUAAGCAUAUCAACCACAAUGAUGGAUCUGUGAUCAAUAGCUGGUGACCUUUAAGGUGUUACAACAAGGACACACACUACCCUAGACGCAAUGCAGGAUGGAUCCCUAAGAGUACCUUCUAAACAGUCCCCCUGUAAUCACAAGACAGAAGGCUUUUAUCAGUGCAUACUUACAAAGAAUGCCACAGAUAUGUUGGGCAAAGUCUAUAACCAAGAACCGCUUGCUAAAUAAGUCAGGCUCCACUACAAUAGUUUCUCUAUUAAUCAUAACCAUUACAAGUUCCUCAAAUGUGAUUGGUGCAUCAGCUGCUUUAUAUUUCACUAAUCAUACUGUACAGUUGUAAUCGGACAGUGUAAUCAGACAGUUGGCAAUAAUCGGACAGCUGAAGCAGCCAAUCAUACUGAGUCCACUCUGCUUAAUCCACCGAUCACCAAAUUGAUCACAAUAACCAUAGCAACAACCACUUACCCUGAAAAGAAAACUGAGAAAUUUCCAAAUUUUUUGCUUUGGACAUGGUCCAUACUGAAGACAUUUGUCCUAAAUGUUUUUUUUUCCUUCGGAAAUUGCAACGGUUAUGAUUAAUUGUAUCAGGAUUUUGUGUCGUCCAAUUCUGUCUGUAAUCAUACAUACAUUGGACUCCCACUUCACAUUUGUCCAAUUUUGUUAAUCACUCGUAUGAUUACAGACCAAAUUGGACUCCACUUGGUCCUAUUACCAUUAUUAAUGUGUCAUACUUUUCAAUCAAACAACCACACUGGAGUGGCAAACAAAUCAAUCCAGACAAAAUUUAAAAUCAAAGUACAUGCACAAUAAAGGAAAAAUCUGAAUCUGACUUCACGGUUUACAAAUGCAAGCCAAAAUUAAAAUCAAUCUUUGUUAAAAGGGUGAGACCUGAAAUCAACUCUCAUUACAUUUCCUUGUUUACCUGUUAUAACUUUCUUCUUAUAUAUGUGAAGAUAUAUGUAGACUUCUUCAGUUUAGUUCAUCACUGUCACUAAUCGUUAGGUCCCUCCAAACCUUUGCAUGACUUCUUUUAGUGAUUUUUUUUCAGACAAGUAUUUCAGACACUGAAACAGACACUGCUCCAUAAUCAAAUCAUAAUUUGGCCAGCUAUUCAUAGUCACUGAUAAAAGCAUCUUCACAGAUUGAAUUAGAUGGUGGUCUGAAUUAUUCCAAAGCUCUGUUGAUGCUUCUUGCAUUGCACUUUUGCUAUAAUCUUUAUUAAUGAUACAAAUCAGAUAGUGCAGAAAAGACAGUGCUUCAUGGGGCUAGAUAUGUCCUUGCAUAUUAACUUGGGACUAUUUAUCACAGGGUAGCGUUUGAAAUAAUUUGUUUUAAGGUGGUUGUGCUACAAAUGGUCUUAGAAUUGACCAUUGAGCUUCAAAUUAAGAUCAUAAGACUUUUUUUCACUUUUUUGCUUCUAUCGUCAUUUCUCAAGUGCCUACUCAGGCUCCAUUAUCACUCUUAAGUGCUGCUUCACAGCUGCCACAAGAUUUUUAGAAUAUAUUGAAAAAGGCAGUGCACAGGAUGAGAUAUCUGUAACUUGAAUUAACAACAGCCUUUAGUUGUUACACUGGUAGGAAAUGAGAAAUAUUGAUUAGAGGUAUUAGCACCUUGUUUAUCUUAUUCACAAAGACAUCUUUAGGGAAAGAGAUAAUUAUGGGUUACUCCAAAGCUCAAUGCACUGAUGUCUACUUGUAAUAAUAUUCAUUUUUCUUAAGGUCUACAACACAACACCAACCAGAAAUUGACAUUCUAGUUUCUUGAGGAACGUAUACACUCGUAGGAUUAAAACGUCUUUAUCACAAAUUUAAGAACUGGGAACUAUACAGUAAGGUCUUCAGAACAUUUUGAUUGAAAAGGCAGUGCUUUAGAAGGCUAGAUAUUUCUACCUAAAACCAUGAUUCCCACAGUGGCAACAAUCCAGAAACCUAUUACUACUUUAAGGAAAUCAAUGAAGUAUUAAGCUGUAAGCCUAACAUAAAGGAAAAGCAUGUGUACGAGUGUGGUUUGGUAGAAGAUGCCAAUGUAGUCAGUGUGGUGGAAACUGGUGACCCUGAGGAGUCACCACAGUCAAGCGGGCAUGCCGAUAAAAACAGCAAUGCUGAGCUUGAAAAGGAAUUUGAUGCGACCUUGGAAGGAAAUCGGAAACAUUUGAAAAUAACCAACAAAGGAAAAACACCCACAAUAAAGAAAACGAUGGACCAGCCAACAAUAUCGUAG